AAAAGUCCUCAGCUCUUCGGAUUUGUAUGCGAUGCGUAUGACAAAUUUCGCGGGUAGUCGUCGCUUGGAAGCAACCUCCCCUUCUAUCUUCCCUUGUGACGCGAUUUCCCAGAACCCAGAGAGAGAGCGUGGGGAUUUAUAGACUAUAAUUAGAUAAAUAAAUAGAGUAGUAGUUCGGAAAUCGGAAUUGGAUCUGUCUCCUUGGGCACCAACUCUUGAAGACAUUCUCUUCUCUCUCCAGCUUCUUCCCCUCGGGCGCGGAAUAAGAGAGUAUACUCUGAAUUCUAAGCGGCCAAGUUCUCCCAAACCAAGAGAUAAAAACCUUCUUUUGAGUUUAAUCCAAGAUUUGAAACCUUGGCUUUCGUAACCGGGUCACUUAGGGUCCUUUCUUCUUUAUUUCUUGUUUAGAUUUCUUUGAUUUGGAGUUUGUAGGCUUUGUGGGAGUUGCAAAUAUGUUGGGAGAUCUCGCCAUCACAGUUCUCGUGAUGUUAUUUGGAUAUGCCUAUCCGGCCUUGGAGUGCUUCAAGACGUUGGAGCAGAGGCAGUGGCCCGGUGAGAUUGAGCAGCUCCGGUUCUGGUGCCAAUACUGGGUCAUAGUUGCAAUUGUAACAACCGUUGGCGACUCUCUCAUUUCAUGGUUGCCAAUGUAUGGAGAAGCCAAGUUAGCUUUCUUCGUCUACUUGUGGUAUCCAAAAACGAAGGGUUCUGAUCUUAUCUAUGAAACCUUCCUACGGCCACUUGUCAUGCAAUAUGAACCUGACAUUGAACAGAGGCUAAGGCAUUUGAGGGCUAAAUCUGGAGAAUUGCUUGUAUUCUAUCUAAAGAACUUCACAGACAAAGGAACUACUUUGUUUCUAGAGGUUCUCAACUAUGUGGUCUCAAGCACAAAGGGGAAUCAACGAUCAAGCCGAUGGAAUCCUCUCACUGCCAUACGGUCGUUCCGGCAGGCUCCUGCUAUGGAAGUAGGCAUCCACGAAGAGCCCGAGCCCCCCUACAACCCGCGUGCCGAAUAUCUCCGAUCUCGACACCGCUGAUAAUAUAUAUAUAUAUAUAUAUAUAUAUCUUUG
Phoenix dactylifera (date palm) is the source of this 1067-nucleotide messenger RNA. Its product is annotated as putative HVA22-like protein g. The record is from RefSeq and is a predicted model, not a curated record. Lineage: Eukaryota; Viridiplantae; Streptophyta; Magnoliopsida; Arecales; Arecaceae.